UGUUUUUGUUGCCGCAAAGUUUCAUUGCUUGUGUUUGUCCCACAGGUGAAGUGUCGUAUAUUGCUAGGAAGACGCUCAUGUGGUGUCCCUUUUUGUUUCGGUUAGAAACUACUGAAAAACGUAAAUAUCAGAGGAAGUAUGAAAGUAAUGCUGCAGCAUUUGGUUUUAAGGGGGAGAAUAGCUUUUUGUCCAUACAGUAAUGUUUUGAGAUGUAACAGAUUUUUUUCGGAAGCGAAGAAAAAUACUACUGUCCAUUCCGUCAUUGGACAGACAAAUUUUCAAAAUUAUGCAAUUUUUUCCCGCAACUUACGUCUGUUGUGUCGGCCACCGGAAAAAAUUAAAGACAUACUUAUGCGAUCUGAAUCCACGAAAUCCAUGCACGAUCCCCAAGGCAUUCACGAAAGUUUCUCAGCGCUGCAAACGAAGAAAUUGGUCCCGCGUAAGAAGCGAACAGCUGUCGAGGAAAAAGGUGUCAGCAAGCCAGGGUUUUGGAAUGUUGUUGCAUAUGCUACAGCUGAGGAGUAUGAGUUGGAGAAGCUCAGGGAGGGAUUAAUUCAGCAAGAUCUCUAUGAAGUGCGACCAUUAGGGGAUGGUACAGAUACUAAUCAGGCAGAGCCUGAUGUACUCCAAGUUACUGCUCGAUACACAGUUGGCAGCGAACCAAGAGAUAUAUUUUUCUUUCGUGAAGGCACAACUGUAUUCUGGAAUGUUUCAGAAUUAGAGUGCACAAAUGUUUUGUCAUUUGUGAAGCCAUAUGAAGAGAACAGUUAUGAUGAAAGAUUAGUUAAUCAGGAAAGUGAACUGAUGGAAUACACUUACAUUGAUGUAGGCCACAGCAGACUAAGUAACGGGAAUCUGUGUCUGACAUCCAAAGAAACAACAUAUCUGGAUAAAUAUACUUUCUCCAAUGCAAUGGCUUUGUCUGUAAAAUUAGGGAUAUGGGAAGCUUCACUGUCCCGUUAUGUAGACACAAUUGAAUUUGUAACUGAGGACAUGAAACAAGGCAGAAAAAUACGAAUGUCACGGAAGGAAGUUCUGAGAAAGACAGGAGAGCUUUUUGCACUUCGCCAUCUCAUUAACCUGAGCUCUGAUUUACUUGACACUCCUGACUUUUAUUGGGACCGCGAAACACAGGAGGCACUCUACCAGCAGAUGUGUUCAUAUUUCAGUAUCAGCAGGCGAACCAGGGUUAUGAAUGAAAAGCUGAAUCAUUGUUUUGAGCUGGUUGAACUACUGUCUUCCCAUCUGAAUGACCAGCACCACACUCGCCUCGAAUGGAUGAUAAUAGCUUUAAUCAUGAUUGAAGUAAUUUUUGAGAUUUUACAUUAUAUUGAGAAGUUAUCUUAGUUUCUUCUUCUUUUUAAAACUUGUACAGAAUUUUCUGAAAAAAAAACUGUAAACUCUGAAUAAUGUCUAUCCUCGAGAGGACCACCGAAGAAAUUAUGCUUCUGUCAAAUAACUGACAUUUUAUAUUUUUUUAAUGAUACGCUUAUAGAAAUGCAUUUUGUGUUAACCUUAUUUGUUUCUUAUAAUAGAAACACAUAAAAUAGAUGGAUGGAUAUAAGUGUUCUGUGCUGUUUAAAUGUGUGGCGUUGAAGUGGUGUAUUAUGACAAUGUGCCAAAAUA
Messenger RNA from Schistocerca piceifrons (Central American locust), 1626 nucleotides. RefSeq names its product required for meiotic nuclear division protein 1 homolog. NCBI's taxonomy places the organism in Eukaryota, Metazoa, Arthropoda, Insecta, Orthoptera, Acrididae. Gene Ontology annotation, biological process: positive regulation of mitochondrial translation. The record is from RefSeq and is a predicted model, not a curated record. The transcript has 6 exons. Bases 139 to 1347 code for a protein of 402 amino acids.